Molecule: messenger RNA, 413 nt
Organism: Mytilus trossulus (common blue mussel)
Lineage: Eukaryota; Metazoa; Mollusca; Bivalvia; Mytilida; Mytilidae
Product: WAP four-disulfide core domain protein 12-like
Exons: 3
Coding region: 101-340 (79 amino acids)
Cellular component (GO): extracellular region
Molecular function (GO): peptidase inhibitor activity
Source: RefSeq, a predicted model, not a curated record
UAUAAACACGUGUAACAUAAGUUAAGCCACUUUAUAUUGAACUAGAAUGUGCUACAUUUCUGAUUUGCGUUAUUGUUUUUAAAGUUGACAAAAAGAAGACAUGAAGUACGCCUUUGUUUUAUUUAUUUUGGCAACAAUCACCUUCAGUGAAGGCAGUACGACAGUUACGACAAAGCCCGGAUGUCCACCAAUUGAUCCACAAAUCAGAUGUGUUCAUUUUCAUGAACAAUGUAAAUCGGAUUCAGAAUGCAAGCCAGGACAGUUAUGUUGUGGAGACAAUUGCGGAACGAAUUGUAAAGGUAUGUAUUUGCAUCUAAGUUUAAGAAAUCAAGCAGGUUGACAAAUAGUUAUCAAAGGUACCAGGAUUAUAAUUUAGUACACACGACGCGCGUUUCGCCUACAUAAGACUCAUC